Molecule: messenger RNA, 1809 nt
Organism: Colletotrichum navitas
Lineage: Eukaryota; Fungi; Ascomycota; Sordariomycetes; Glomerellales; Glomerellaceae
Product: multidrug resistance protein CDR1
Exons: 5
Coding region: 1-1809 (602 amino acids)
Cellular component (GO): membrane
Molecular function (GO): ABC-type transporter activity; ATP binding; ATP hydrolysis activity
Source: RefSeq, a predicted model, not a curated record
AUGCUCGAUGUGUUUUCUACGCAAGCCAUGAGCGCUGCCUCUUGGGUUCGCGACAUCAGUGGUCCAGGAGGAGGCCCAUCCUUGAUUCCGCCAACGGACAAAUCAAUCCCUAACCGCGUGGGUUAUGUUCAGCAGCAAGACGUUCACUUGGACACGAUGACGGUCCGUGAAGCCCUUGAAUUCAGUGCCCUGCUCCGCCAAAGCGCAGAUACUCCACGUGAAGCCAAACUGGCUUACAUUGAUGAAGUCGUCGAGUUGCUCGACAUGAGCGACUUUGUUGACGCCGUGGUUGGCGUCCCUGGCCAGGGACUCAAUGUUGAACAGCGCAAGCGCUUGACCAUUGGCGUCGAGCUUGUAGCCCGACCGCAGCUCCUGGUCUUCCUCGAUGAACCGACAUCAGGACUCGAUUCCCGGACGUCUUGGGCAAUUUGCGACCUCAUCAAGAACCUAGCGAGGAGCGGACAGGCUGUUCUUUGCACCAUCCAUCAGCCGUCAGCGAUGCUCUUCUCUCGAUUUGACAGGCGUCUUCUGCUGCAACGUGGUGGUAAGACGGUGUACUUUGGGGAUAUUGGUGAAAACUCAACAACCAUGAUCGACCAUCUUGAGCGUAAUGGCGCGCCACCUUGUCCUGCUGAUGCGAACCCCGCAGAGUGGAUGCUCAAGAUCACUACAAUGUCCGAGGAUGGUCCCAAGUGGGACGAUAUUUGGCCUUCAUUCAAAGAGUACAGUGAAGUGAAGGAGGAGCUCAAGAUCCUACGUCAACAAGACACACAUCAGCUAACAACAGAUGCGGCAGGCGACGAGAUUGCUCACCAAGAAUUUGCAUCGUCAUUCUGGACGCAGUUUCACCACGUCUUGGUACGCACUGCCAAACACUUUUGGAGAUCGCCUGUUUAUACCUGGUCCAAACUUACACUAACAUGUCUCAUAGCUCUCUACAUCGGCUUUACCUUCAAGUCAGAUAACAGCUUGCAGGGCCUGCAGAACCAGCUAUAUGCCUUCUUCAUGUGUCUCACUACUGUUAAUGAGUUCAGCAAGCAGAUAAUGCCAAUGCUCAUCCCUCAGAGAGCGCUGUAUGAGGCCCGGGAACGACCUUCGUGCGUCUAUCGGUGGACCACGUAUCUGUUAUCGAACAUUGUCGUCGAAAUGGUAUGGAACACCAUUGCAGCGGUCGUCUUCUUCUUCUGCUGGUAUUAUCCCGCAGGGUUCUUCCGUAACACUACCGCCGACGACGUCAAUAUGCGCGACUUUACCGCGUUUGUUUUCAUCUGGGUGUUCUUCCUUUGGAUGAGCACCUUUUCGCAGAUGGCGAUCGUAGCUAUAGAAACAGCCGACCUCGCCAGCAUCCCAGCCAGUCUCUUCGCCAUCCUCUGCAUGUCUUUCUGCGGCGUAAGCGUUCUCCGUAGCGACCUCCCCGCAAUCUGGAGCGAUUUUAUGUAUUGGGUCAGCCCGAUGACAUAUCUUGCCAGCGGAGCAUUGUCGGCCUGCUUGCAUGGGUCCAAGGUCACAUGCACGGCCAAGGAACUCGUGUCAGUUCCGUUACCAGCGAACAUGACGUGCGGCGAGUUCCUCGGUCCUUUCGUCCAAAGUGCAGGUGGAUAUCUCGUCAAUUCUGCCGCAACGGACUUCUGCGCUUACUGCCGGAUGAGCACCACGGAUGACUACCUUGCCCAUUUUGAGAUCAAGUAUGACGAUCGAUGGAGAAAUUUUGGUCUUUUGUGGCUAUACAUUGGCUUCAACAUCAACGCUGCAUGUGGCUUGUACUGGCUGGUGAGAGUGCCCAAAUGCCAAGUGGUGAAGCGCAAAUAG